AUUAUUAAUUCAAGAAAAUAUUGCAGAUGGUAAUUGUUGUAGAUGAUGAAGACAGAGAAAAUGAGGGAGAUCUUAUAAUGGCAGCAUCCUUGGCAACGCCAGAAGCUAUGGCUUUUAUUGUCAAGCAUGGAACUGGGAUUGUUUGUGUGAGUAUGAAAGGAGAAGACUUAGAGAGGUUGCAACUUCCACUUAUGGUGACACAGAAGGAGAAUGAAGAAAAACUUAGUACAGCAUUCACUGUCUCAGUGGAUGCAAAACGUGGCACAACAACUGGUGUUUCUGCUCGCGAUAGAGCUGUGACAGUCUUGGCUCUUGCAUCGAGGAAUUCAAAACCUGAAGAUUUCAACCGCCCAGGACAUAUCUUUCCCCUUAAGUACAGGGAGGGAGGAGUUCUAAAAAGAGCUGGUCACACUGAAGCUUCAGUUGAUCUUGCUAUGUUGGCUGGGCAAGAUCCGGUAGCAGUUUUAUGUGAAAUUGUGGAUGAUGACGGUUCUAUGGCUAGAUUACCAAAGCUUCGUCAAUUUGCACGGGCAGAAAACUUGAAAAUUAUUUCCAUUGCUGAUUUGAUCAGAUAUAGGAGGAAAAGGGACAAGUUGGUGGAGCGGGCUGGAGUUGCACGGAUACCCACAAUGUGGGGGCCAUUUGAGGCCUACUGUUAUAAGUCAUUGCUUGAUGGGAUUGAGCACAUUGCUAUGGUUAAAGGUGAAAUUGAGGACGGGAAAGAUAUACUUGUGAGGGUACAUUCCGAGUGUCUCACAGGUGACAUAUUUGGAUCAGCCAGAUGUGACUGUGGAGACCAGCUAUCUCUUGCAAUGAAGCAAAUUGAAGCAGCUGGUAGGGGUGUUUUGGUGUAUCUCCGUGGACAUGAAGGUAGAGGAAUUGGUUUGGGCCACAAGCUCCGAGCUUAUAACCUGCAGGAUGAUGGGAGUGACACGGUUGAAGCCAAUGAAGAGCUAGGAUUACCAGUUGAUUCUCGUGAGUAUGGCAUAGGUGCACAGAUACUACGAGAUCUAGGUGUUCGAACAAUGAGGCUGAUGACGAACAAUCCUGCAAAGUAUAUUGGACUCAAGGGUUAUGGUUUGGCCAUUGCUGGCAGGGUCCCAUUAUUGGCACCAAUAACUAGGGAGAACCAGAGAUACUUGGAGACCAAACGUGCAAAAAUGGGGCAUGUCUAUGGUUCCAAUUCUAAUGGUAAUGUAAAUGGCACCACUGAUUAAAGUAGUUCAAACAUUGACAACCCAUCUACCGGCAUGUCGGAGACAUGAGCACUUCAGGUGUGUAACCUGCUGUCAGAGUUAUUCAGAUAUAUAACUUUGGCUACAAUCUUUUUGUGAGAUUUCAAAUGUGUGUGGUGCUUUAUAGAUACAUCCAGUCCAGUCAUAAUGUGUUUGGCACACUGGAUAGUAAAGGGCGGGAUUGGAUUGGAUUGGAUUAUCUUGGGAGAAUUAUAAGGAUAUGGAAAUCCUAUUGGAUUUUUAUAUUCGUCCAUGUGAAUAAAUUGAAAAAGAUUGGAUUGGAUUGAAUUAUCUUGGGAGAAUUAUAAGGAUAUGGAAAUCCUAUUGGAUUUUUAUAUUCAUCCAUGUGAAUAAAUUGAAAAUGAUUGUACGAGGGCGAGAUUAUUAUA
This is a messenger RNA of Prunus avium (sweet cherry), 1624 nucleotides long. Lineage: Eukaryota; Viridiplantae; Streptophyta; Magnoliopsida; Rosales; Rosaceae. The record is from RefSeq and is a predicted model, not a curated record.